This is a messenger RNA of Dioscorea cayenensis subsp. rotundata (Guinea yam), 2061 nucleotides long. RefSeq names its product protein tesmin/TSO1-like CXC 5. The record is from RefSeq and is a predicted model, not a curated record. Gene Ontology annotation, cellular component: nucleus. Gene Ontology annotation, biological process: regulation of DNA-templated transcription. The coding region runs from base 219 to 1892 and encodes 557 amino acids. The transcript is spliced from 8 exons. NCBI's taxonomy places the organism in Eukaryota, Viridiplantae, Streptophyta, Magnoliopsida, Dioscoreales, Dioscoreaceae.
AGAGAGAGAGACCCCCAAAGGCAAAGGCCAAAGCCUCUGGCUCUCUUCCCCUUCGCUCCCAAUCCAUCUCCUUUAUCGCUUCUGCCUAAAUCUUGUAAUUCGUUCUCGUUUCUUACUUGAUUCCUCUUAUUCGGUGAAUUCUCGUGGUUGGAUUAGCUUCUGGCGUUGUGGAUCGAGCUCCCGCCUCCGGUUGUCACGGAUUGGGGACUUGUGAUUUGAUGUCGAGCAUGGAGCCUGGCGUGCAACCAGUGGCGGCGGAGAUGCCGCCUAAGAAGCUUGUGCGUCAGCUCGAUUUCACCGCCGCGUUUGGCGCCUCUACGGCGGCGGCUCAGGCACAGCCUCAGGAGAAGCCAUCGGCGCAGCCGUUGUCUCAGUCUUCGGUUCCGGCCUCGAGGCCUCCGGUCCCAAUGCCUGUUAAACCAGAGUCCCCUCGAUCACGAGCACGUCCUAUAUACGAAGUGAAGGAUAGUACUCCAAAAAAGCAGAAGCAAUGCAAUUGCAGGCACUCAAAAUGCUUGAAGCUGUACUGUGAAUGUUUUGCAUCUGGGGUUUACUGCGAUGGAUGCAACUGUGUUAACUGUUGCAACAAUGUUGAGAACGAGGCUGCUAGACAAGAGGCUGUUGAAGUUACUUUGGAGAGGAACCCUAAUGCCUUUCGCCCGAAGAUUGGUAAUAGCCCACAUGCAAUAAGGGACAUCAGAGAGGAGGCUGGUGACCUUCCUUUGCUUGGGAAGCACAACAAGGGUUGCCACUGCAAGAAGUCUAAUUGCCUUAAAAAGUAUUGUGAGUGCUUCCAGGCCAAUAUUCUUUGCUCUGAAAAUUGUAAGUGUAUAGACUGCAAAAACUUCGAUGGAAGUGAAGAAAGAAGAGCUCUUUUUCAUGGUGACCAUGGAGGCAACCUGACCUACAUGCAGCAGGCAGCCAAUGCUGCUGCUAAUGGAGCCAUUGGGUCAUCUGGCUAUGUCUCCUCUCCAGUUUCUAAGAAGAGGAAAAGUCAGGAUCUCUCUUUUAGUGCAGCAGUGAAGGAUCAACCCAUUAACAGGCUUGUGCAAUUCCAGCCGCCUAAUCCUCUGAAGACAUUAGGAUCUGCUUCCUUUGGAACUACUCCAGUUGCACGUGCAGUUAAUUCUGCUACACCUGGACCUUCAAAAGUUGUUUACAGGCCUCUUCUAGCUGAUAUUAUCCAACCAGAUGAUGUGAAGGAACUCUGCAAACUUUUGGUGGUAGUUUCAGGAGAAGCUGCCAAAAGAUUUGCCGAUACAAAAGUCCAUGAUGAAAAUCCAAGGCAGAAGGAAGAUCAAGCAGAAAUUGCGCUUGCUUCAUCAAACCAACACAGAGAUCAUAACCAGAAAGAGCCUGAUAAUCGAAGAACAUCAGCUGAUAACUGCUCGCAUGUAAGCAAUGCUGAUAAAAUGAGCUGUGAGGAAUCUGGGUUUGACGGUGCUUCUGAUGUGCCGAAAGAUGGACGACCGAUGUCGCCUGGAACACUAGCGUUAAUGUGUGAUGAGCAGGAUGAAAUGUUCAUGACUUCCCAAUGCACCAAUACGUCCACAAGAUUAUCAUAUGACAACAAUUUGACAGAAGUUUAUGCAGAGCAAGAGAGAUGCGUGCUGACAGAAUUUCGGGACUGUCUAUGGAAACUCGUUACCUGUGGAAAAAUGAAAGAGGAAAAGUAUGCGAUGAAGGCCUCCAAGCCAGAAACUUCACCUCAUCCUCAGGCUUCAGCCAAUAAUACCAUUACUAGAGGUUCCAUUUCAAGUACUGAAGAGGUAGGACCAGGGUCUUCAAAUGCAUUUCCUACAUUCAGUAAUUUUCUGCCUCCAAAAGCAGGACGCCCAACGACCAAGGAAAAUGGGAACAUUAAACCCAAGUUAGAGAAUUCUGAAUUGUAGAAAAUGAAAUAAAUAAAAAGAAAAAAGAAAAAGGGAAGUAUAUAUGAGAAAGCACAUUGAUGUGCUUUUGUAUAACAUCCAACAGCCAUUGUGUGCUGUUGGAAGCUUAUUGUCAUUUGUGAUUGCUGAGUCUCCAUCUUUAAUUAAAGAUUUGAUUAGUUUUACACCA